Molecule: messenger RNA, 1473 nt
Organism: Brassica napus (rape)
Lineage: Eukaryota; Viridiplantae; Streptophyta; Magnoliopsida; Brassicales; Brassicaceae
Product: F-box protein At3g59000
Exons: 3
Coding region: 1-1410 (469 amino acids)
Molecular function (GO): protein binding
Source: RefSeq, a predicted model, not a curated record
AUGGUUAAAGCUUUGAGCUUUGUAUACUUAACAUACCCUCUCUUCUUUCUUUCAGAGAAGAUGGAUCACAUUAGCAACCUACCAGACGAGGUUCUUUGUCAUAUACUGUCUUUUCUUACGACAAAGGAGGCUGCUUUGACUUCGAUUCUCGCCAAGAGGUGGCGCAACCUUCUUGCGUUUGUGCCUUGUCUUCCUAUUGAUGACUCUAUGUUUCUGCAUCCGGAAAAGGACAGAGAAGACAUCAGACAGAGCUUCAUUGACUUUGUGGAUAGAGUUUUGGAGUUGCAGGGUAACUCUCCCCUAAACAAAUUCUCCCUCGAGUGUGUUACUAAUGUGGCUGACACAGAUCGACUGGAUGGUUGGAUUAGCAAUGUGUUAGCUCGUGGUAGUGUUUCGGAUCUCGUUCUAAAGAUCAGUAUUCGUAGUUACCAAGGGGAUAACUAUCCGCUGUCACCAAAAUGCUUUGAGUGUAACACACUAGUUAGUCUGAAAAUACACUGUGGGAUUGAUAUUUCCUUGGUUGCUGGUCGCAUUCUCUUACCGUUGCUUAAAACUCUGGUUCUCCACUCAGUUCAUGUUUGUCCUAAUGAGUUUGAGAUUCUGCUUCAUGCUCUGCCUUCCCUUGAGGAAUUGGUUCUCGAUUGUGUAGACUGGAAAGGUAUGGAUAUCAAAGUGUCAAGUGCAAGCCUCAAGACCCUAACAAUGAGCUUAUGCUGUUGGUUAGGCACUUUAUCAUUUGAUACGCCAAGUCUCCUUCACUUUAAGUGCUCUGGUUAUAUUGCAUGGGACUAUCCACUAGUUAAUAUGGGAAACUUGGUUGAUGCUCAAAUGAUCAUCUUUUUAUUAAAUGAACACCAACUCAACAAACUCAAGCAACUUAGAGGACCAGAUAAUGUGUGGAAACUCUUUCAUGGCAUACGUAAUGUUCGGAAUCUUGACUUGUUCCCUGACACUUUUGAGGUGCUUUCUCUGUGCUCUGAAUCGAUGCCAGUGUUCAACAACCUCAAAUCUUUAACUAUUCGGAGUGACGAGGUUCGAGGAUGGCAAGCAAUGCCAGCUCUUCUAAGGAACUGUCCACAUUUAGAAACUCUGGUCAUUAAGGGUCUCGUGCACCAGGUGACAGAUUUGUGUGGGGAUGUUUUUGAUGGCAUUUCUCGAGAGGACAAAGGACUUUCACUCACACUAUGUCCAGUAAAAGUGAUGAAGAUUCAUGGGUUUCAAGGAACAAUGAAAGAGAUGGCGAUGAUAGAGCAUUUUUUGGAGUAUUUUCCAUCUUUGAAGGAGAUGCAAGUCUAUGCUGAAGAGAAUAGUACUACACAGCUACGUAACCGUCAAGUUUCUAAACUUGUCUUGAGGAUUUUCCAACUCUACAACAAGUUCUCGAGUUGCAGUGUCCAGCUCUGCAUAUGAAGUGGCUGAAGCACAAAAACCAUAAUCCUAGUUUUUUUCCUGCAGUUUAGUUUUGUGUUUAAC